CAUCAUCCGAAGAGCCGAAGAAGGGGCCCAGGGCAAGAUACGCUAUAAAAUCGAGCGACGAGCGAAUGAUGAGCACAGUCCGUGAUAGGCAGUCAUGAGACGUUAUCAGGCAAUCAUCGGCCUCCUGGCCUUUUUGGUCCUAAGUACCUCCGCGGCAGAUUUCUACGCGUACCGCAAUGGGGUACCCUAUGAUGUCACGGGAACGCGUUCAAGAAGAGGCGUAGGGGGUACUUCGAGCGCCUUCAGCAGCGCCAGCAGUUCGUCAAGCGCAAACGCCUUCGGUAAUGGAGGCAGUUUCUCGAGCUCGAAUUCCCAAGCCACAGCAGGUGCAUCUGCAUCUGCAAAAUCGACUGCAAGUGCCAAUUCCGGAGGCGGAGGUUUCGCAUUCGACAACGGGCAAUUCGGCAGCGGCUACGGGGGUAGCGGUCACGGUGGAUUCGGCGGAUUCGGCGGAGGUCAUGGUGGAGGUGGAGGUGGAGCUGGAGCUGGAGGUCACGGGGGUGGCUUAGGAGGCCAUGGUGCCGGACUGGGAACCGGUAGUGGUGGAUAUGGAGGCGGCCAUUCCGGAUCCGGUGGGUUUGGUGGAGGCCAUGGUGGAUCUGGCGGAUUUGGAGGUGGCCAUUCCGGGUCCGGAGGAUUCGGCGGCGGUCACAGUGGUUCCGGAGGAUUCGGAGGUGGCCAUGGAGGUUACGGAGGCUACGAUGGUGCCAGUGAUGGAUUCGGAGCAGGGGGUACUGGAGCAGGAGGAGCGGGUGCUGGAAGUGGCGGCGUCGGCGUCGUGAAGACUGGAUCCAGUGCCAAUGCUGGAGGACUCGGUGGGGCUGGAGGAUUGGGAGGAGGUUACGGGGGUGGAUUGGGAGGAGGUCACGGUGGAGCAGGGGGUUGCGGGGGCAGCUCCUGCGGUUUGGGCACCGGUCAAGGAGGUGUCGGCGGUCUCGGAGGCAGUGGAUCCUUCGGGGGUGGUCAUGGAGGAUCGGGAGGUUACGCAGGAUCCGGGGCGAAUUCCGGAGGAUUCGGGGGUGCACAGGGAGGUGGACUCGGUGGAGGCCUUGGAGGUGGUCAUGGAGGAGCUGGAGGAGUCGGCCAUGGGGGUAGUGGAGGGUUCGGUGGGUCUGGAAGCGGAGGAUUCGGGGGUGGUUCGGGAGGAUUUGGGGGUGGUUCGGGAGGAUUUGGAGGUGGCUCUGGAGGAUUCGGGGGUGGAAGUGGAGGAGCCGGAGGUGGACUCGGUGGUGCGGGUGCAGGAUCGAAGUCUGGGGCAUCCGCAUCCAGUAACGCCAAUGCUGGAGCUGGUGCUGGAGGAUUCGGAGGUGGUGGAUAUGGAGGUGUAGGAGGAGGUGGACUCGGAGGUGGACACGGAGGUGGACUCGGAGGUGGACACGGAGGUGGACUCGCAGGUGGAGCUGGAGGGUGCGGUGGAGGCGCCUGCGGUCUUCAAAGUGGAAAUGGAGGCUGUGGAGGAGGCGCCUGCGGUCUUCAAGGUGGACACGGGGGUGUAGGAGGUGGAACAGGUGGAUUUGGAGGCGGCUUCGGGGGUGGAAACGCAGGUGCCCAAAGCAGCGCCAGUGCGAAUGCAAACGCGAACGCUGGAGCGGGAGCUGGAGGAUACGGCGGAGCUCCUGGAGGAUACGGCGGAGCUCCUGGAGGAUUCGACAUCUUCUCUCGAAUGGGCGACGUCGACGAGGGUGCCAACCAGAGCGGCAGCGUGACAGGUGCCAAAGGAGUUUACAGCAGCAGUUCUGCCAAUAUCGACUCCACCGGGAAAGGAACCUACAAAGUCAGUGCCGGAAAAAUCCAGUAAUUUUUCCCCCGCAAGAGAAUGAGUCCUAAGUGAGAGAAAUUGGAGAAUCGAAGAAAAGUCCUCUUCGUCAUCGAAAUCUGUCGCGAAUGUCAAGAAAUGGCAUUUCUGCGCUUUAACUUUUCUUUUCUAUUUUUUUUUCUUGUCCUCAAAACGGAAGCCUCGUCUUCGAGAUCGCUUCCCUCUUUUAUCUUUUUACCACGGACAAUUGUGACGAUUUGUAAUUAAUGCGCACCUUGGGCAGGAUGACCUCGAGUCAUCUCCCUGUUAUCAUCCCGAAGGAUGAUCCGUAGUAACGAAUGAGAUUACAGGAAGAUUUUCUGAUCACGAGAGACACUAUCCACCGCUUUUGCGAUGUACAUACUUAUGUCGACGUUGCAUUAUGAUAAGCGUUAAGGUUAAUAAACGAUUACCGUUGUGAUAAGAAA
Molecule: messenger RNA, 2223 nt
Organism: Orussus abietinus
Lineage: Eukaryota; Metazoa; Arthropoda; Insecta; Hymenoptera; Orussidae
Product: glycine-rich cell wall structural protein
Exons: 4
Coding region: 95-1798 (567 amino acids)
Source: RefSeq, a predicted model, not a curated record